Galeopterus variegatus (Sunda flying lemur) is the source of this 1963-nucleotide messenger RNA. It is a transcript of the gene SNX18, whose product is annotated as sorting nexin 18. The record is from RefSeq and is a predicted model, not a curated record. Gene Ontology annotation, biological process: plasma membrane tubulation; protein transport; endocytosis. Gene Ontology annotation, molecular function: protein binding; phosphatidylinositol binding. NCBI's taxonomy places the organism in Eukaryota, Metazoa, Chordata, Mammalia, Dermoptera, Cynocephalidae. The coding region runs from base 18 to 1889 and encodes 623 amino acids. Gene Ontology annotation, cellular component: plasma membrane; cytoplasmic vesicle. The transcript has 3 exons.
UUCAGGGCGCCGGGACCAUGGCGCUGCGCGCCCGGGCGCUGUACGACUUCAGAUCGGAGAACCCGGGUGAGAUCUCGCUGCGGGAGCACGAGGUGCUGAGCCUGUGCAGCGAGCAGGACAUCGAGGGCUGGCUCGAGGGGGUCAACAGCCGCGGCGACCGCGGCCUCUUCCCGGCUUCGUAUGUGCAGGUGAUCCGUGUCCCCGAGCCCGGCCCGGCGGGUGACGGCGGCCCGGGCGCCCCGGCCCGCUACGCCAACGUGCCCCCCGGCGGCUUCGAUCCCCUGCCCGCCGCGCCGCCCGCCUCCUUCAAGCCGCCCGAUACCUUCCAACCGCUGCUGCAACCUCAGCAGGCGCCGCCGCCGAGCACCUUCCAGCCGCCGGGCGCCGGUUUCCCGUACGGCGGGGGCGCCCUGCAGCCGUCGCCGCAGCCGCUCUACGGCGGCUACCAGGCCAGCCAGGGCAGCGACGAUGACUGGGACGACGAGUGGGACGACAGCUCCACGGUGGCCGACGAGCCCGGCGCGCUGGGCAGCGGCGCGUACCCGGACCUUGACGGCUCGUCGUCGGCGGGUGGCGUCGCUGCCGGCCGCUACCGCCUGUCCACGCGCUCCGAACUGUCGCUGGGCUCCCGCGGCGGCUCGGCGCCCCCGCAGCACCACGCGUCGGGAGCCAAAAGCUCGGCCACCGUGAGCCGCAACCUCAACCGCUUCUCCACCUUCGUCAAGUCGGGCGGGGAGGCCUUCGUGCUCGGCGAGGCGUCGGGCUUCGUGAAGGACGGGGACAAGCUGUGCGUGGUGCUGGGGCCCUACGGCCCCGAGUGGCAGGAGAACCCCUACCCCUUCCAGUGCACCAUCGACGACCCCACCAAGCAGACCAAGUUCAAGGGCAUGAAGAGCUACAUCUCUUACAAGCUGGUGCCCACGCACACGCAGGUGCCAGUGCACCGGCGCUACAAGCACUUCGACUGGCUGUAUGCGCGCCUGGCCGAGAAGUUCCCGGUCAUCUCGGUGCCCCACCUGCCCGAGAAGCAGGCCACGGGCCGCUUCGAGGAGGACUUCAUCUCCAAACGCCGGAAGGGCCUGAUCUGGUGGAUGAACCACAUGGCCAGCCACCCGGUGCUGGCGCAGUGCGACGUCUUCCAGCACUUCCUGACGUGCCCCAGCAGCACCGACGAGAAGGCCUGGAAGCAGGGCAAGAGGAAGGCUGAGAAGGACGAGAUGGUGGGCGCCAACUUCUUCCUGACCCUGAGCACGCCCCCCGCCGCCGCCCUGGACCUGCAGGAGGUGGAGAGCAAGAUCGACGGCUUCAAGAGCUUCACCAAGAAGAUGGACGACAGCGCGCUGCAGCUCAACCACACGGCCAACGAGUUCGCGCGCAAGCAGGUGACGGGCUUCAAGAAGGAGUACCAGAAGGUGGGCCAGUCCUUCCGCGGCCUCAGCCAGGCCUUUGAGCUGGACCAGCAGGCCUUCUCGGCGGGCCUGAACCAGGCGAUCGCCUUCACCGGAGAUGCCUAUGACGCCAUCGGUGAGCUUUUUGCCGAGCAGCCCAGGCAGGACCUGGACCCCGUCAUGGACCUGUUAGCGCUGUAUCAGGGGCACCUGGCCAACUUCCCGGACAUCAUCCACGUUCAGAAAGGAGCUCUUACCAAAGUAAAGGAGAGUAGGCGACACGUGGAAGAAGGGAAGAUGGAGGUCCAAAAGGCUGAUGGCAUUCAAGAUCGCUGUAACACUAUUUCUUUUGCCACUUUGGCCGAAAUUCACCACUUCCAUCAAAUUCGAGUAAGAGACUUUAAAUCACAGAUGCAGCAUUUCUUACAACAGCAAAUAAUUUUUUUCCAAAAAGUGACCCAGAAGUUGGAAGAAGCUCUUCACAAAUAUGAUAGUGUUUAAUGACUGGACAUUGGAUUGUGGACUUUUUUCAGUUCAAGGGUAAUUUCUACAGCAGAAUAAAAAGUGCUAUCAAA